UAGAGCUCUACAAUCGGAUUAGCAGAGACGACAGACACUUCAGGUGAAUUAAUUAAUGGAGGCAUGCAGCUGUUAAACGUGGACUUCCAAUAAUACAAUGACAAGAUGAGCCAUUUGAAAAGUAAAGAAAAACCACGUCCCGACAAAAGAAACGUGCUGGAUGUUUUCAGCAAACAUUUCAAGUCUCAAACCUCUACCCCAGUUUCAACAACUGCAUGUUGCUCAUCUUGUAAAAAUGGAGAUGGUUACGAAACUUUACAGAGUAAUGCAAUGUCUGCCAAAGGGAAACGUCUGAAGACUCGUAAGGAGAGAGAUCAGAUAAAACAGGGAUGCAAUGGGCAAAAAAUGAAAUCACACUCCCGCCACAAACAAAUUGUCAGAAGAGAAGGCAGAGAAAAAGAGUCAUUUCAAUCCUCUAAUUCACUCUCUCAUACGCUCCUUCAAGAAAAAUUUGCCAAAGCUUUCCCCUCAAAAGAGCCCUCCUUUAUCACGGACAGACGCCUUCUUGGCCAUCAAGGUCUGUUCAACCAUGAGGUGAAGUCAUUUGAUAUAGAACGUUUGCUGACUGAAGAGAGGAAGUCAGUAAGGUCCAAAAACCACUUAGGCCACUCUGACAGAAUGUUGCAAUCACCCACUCUGUCUCCCACUCAGCACUCAGGAAACGAGAAGGAAUGUCCACCGAAACAAAAACAUGAAGUGUCUGGGAAAUGCAGGAGAAAGAGUAUCUCCUCUGAGAGUAGAUGUGGAGUCUCAGCAAGAAGUCAAACGUGUUCACAAAGUGACGAGAAGGGAGGAGACGGAGGUACAGCCAGUCAAGAAUCGAUGGUGUCCCCUUUUCAGAGAAAUACAGAAUGUGUGGUGGAAAUAUCACCAUCUGAAAGCAACUCUGUUGCGAUUCUGUCCUCCCCUCCCAGAAGUUCUGCGUCAAAUAACAUGCAGCUGUUAACGCCAAGGAUUUCGCCUGAAAGGCACAAGGGCCCCCAUACGCACCAUGCCGAGUACCCUCUUCAGCCAGAGUUUCUGCAUGCCCAUACUCAACAUGCAGAGUGCACACCUACACACCAGAGACCCAGAGUGCCUCACACAAAGGCACAGAUGACUCAUAACACCCCAGACUCGCCCAUAACUGGAGAAGCAGGCCAUGUCAAUCUUCAUCAAAAAGGAGGGAAUGGUGAAACCGAGAGGGAAAAGCAACAGCCAAAAGUAGCCAGUCAUCUGAUCAGCCUUGUGGCCAGCCGCCUGUGCAAGUCUCUCGAACGCCCUGUAAUGAUGCGCCACCACCUGUUGGCGGAGUGCAGGUCCACAAUUCUCCAUGCGCUGCACGAGAGCCACGGCACAGAGGUUCAGCAGAAUCUGGUCAGGCUGCACUCAAAGCUGGGCUCCGGAGAAAAGCAAGAAGGCAACGAAAAUGGCAGCGGGAUGCACGGUGACGACCCAGAGGAAAAGUGCACAGCACUUAUGGAUUCUCAGUGCAGUGCCACAGAACAAGACUUUGGGCAGCAGAGACCCAGCAGCAAGAGGAGGCGGAAGCAGACCUGUCCCCAGAGGCGGACACCUGCUAGUGCCAACGCCCGGCGGACCCCUGCCAGUGCCACUGCCCGGACCCCCACUCCCCAGCAGCCCCCCAGUGAACCACGCCGCCACAGCAGCCCCAGGACACCACAGGGUGUCCCUUGGAGUUUCGACAUGGCAACACAGCAAAGGGUUCAUGUUGAAUCGGCAAAUGAAAUCCCUGACCCGUUCUCUCUGGAACCCCAAGCAGGCCAUAAUACUUUACUGACUGUGAUGAAUACCUCACCUGAAUGGCCCCCACGCACUGCCCAUAAUACUUUACUGGCUGUAACAAGCACCCCACCUGAAUGGCCACCACACACCGCCUUACCCUGUCUCUGGAACAAGCAACAUCACCAGGAGGAACUCCCCCCACUGCCCGUGAUCAACCCCUACGAGAAAUGGAGACACGACCCGGGUGUGAGCUUUCCCUUCCAGGCAGAAUACCAGGCACAGCGCGAGGAUCCUUACCACACUUACAGAGCCCUGCCACAAGAAUACCAGGCGCAGCACGACAAUCCUUACUACACUUACAGAGCCCUACCACAAGGUGGCGCACGUAGACAGGCUCAGCACUUGUCUGUGCAUCAGCAUCAUCAGUUUGACCGCACCAGGCAGCGUGCUAACGCUGGCCCUUCUGACUCGGCUCACACUUCCCUGGACAGCCUGCAGCUCCAGCCCUACUUCCGCUUUCAGCACCCACUCGGCUCUGCCAACGUCUCUGUGGCAUCCAGCAGCACAGACAUGACCCUCUACCCCCCCUCCGAGCUUCUGCACAUGGCCAUGUCUCCACCCAAGCCUCCCCCUGCCAGUCCAGAGGCCUGGUCGUACCCCAGGAUGAGGUUGUACUGACCUUCACAAAUUUCACUUGAUGGACAGUGAUAGCAGUCUGUACAUAUUCCAAUUGUCUUUACAAUUAGACCUAUCAAUCUAUCAGUUUUAAUUAUGUUGAAAAAAUGGUGAUGUGAAGUCACAGUCCUAUUAUUUUCUGUAGGUCACCAUGAUUUGUGACAAUAUAGUUUUACACAUUCCUCAUCAUAAAAAAACAACAUUUUUUUUUGUCACAUUGAAGUGUAAUGUUUGAAAACUCUUUGCGUAGUUGAAAAUUAACAACUUGAACAAAUAUAUUAACAUAAACAUUUCUUU
Molecule: messenger RNA, 2697 nt
Organism: Engraulis encrasicolus (European anchovy)
Lineage: Eukaryota; Metazoa; Chordata; Actinopteri; Clupeiformes; Engraulidae
Product: serine/arginine repetitive matrix protein 1
Exons: 4
Coding region: 106-2403 (765 amino acids)
Source: RefSeq, a predicted model, not a curated record